Messenger RNA from Daktulosphaira vitifoliae (grape phylloxera), 5237 nucleotides. RefSeq names its product protein sprint (gene spri). The transcript has 17 exons. The record is from RefSeq and is a predicted model, not a curated record. Bases 682 to 4626 code for a protein of 1314 amino acids. Gene Ontology annotation, cellular component: cytosol; endocytic vesicle. NCBI's taxonomy places the organism in Eukaryota, Metazoa, Arthropoda, Insecta, Hemiptera, Phylloxeridae. Gene Ontology annotation, molecular function: guanyl-nucleotide exchange factor activity; small GTPase binding. Gene Ontology annotation, biological process: signal transduction; vesicle-mediated transport.
UCUGCUGGUCGUCGGUCGUGCGCUCGUUUGGCGUUCUCCGUGACGUGCGCGGCGCUACUCGUUGUGUGCAUAAUUCGUAGGAGCUGAGAAUCGGGUGCACUCUUCAAAUGGGGUCCUCGACGGCGGUAAAUAAGUGAUGUGCUCCUCUUUGUUGCGUUUGGAGAAAACGACACUUUUAAUUCUGGUAAACUCGAUAAGACGUAGCUUUUGCGAUUUUUUCGUCUGCUCAAUUGUUUUCUCUCGUCGCGGUUUACGUCGCAUUGACCGAUUCGUUAAUCGAAGCAAAUUGAAUUUAUUGUUGCUGUUGGCCCUACCAAAAAAAUAAUCAUUAACAUCUCCAGCCAACAAACCCACACACGUGUUUGCGCAACAUGCCCACUACCUACCGGUUAAUUUUUUGACCCCGUCGGACGUCGUCGUUCGUUACAGUCUGGUCAGAAAAGGCGUAACGUCACGUCUUUCCGAAUUAUUUGUCCGUAUCCUUUUUCACGCAGCUUCCACGGUCCGCCGGAUCCGGUGUGGAAAAACAAUCGAUUUGUUCUGAUCGGUCAAUGUCGUUGUACACGAUAUCAUCCGCCUUUGUUCUCCGGUCAAUUUAGCAGACGUUUCUAUUGUUUAUUAUUGAAAAACACCGUGCGCAUAUGUGGUUUUUCAGCUUGAUUUCUUUUAACACGGCCUAGCAUGCCUUCGCCGAGCAUCGAACACCUUUGCAACGGCGCUACCACGUUUCUGUCGCCGACAUCGGAUCGCGGACUGCUGACAUCGCUCAACAACAGUCUGAGCUUCGUCAAGUUAAAUCGACGGUCCGUGUCGCCCACUUCGCUCAAGCCGUUCAACUGCAGCCGUCGGUAUGCCGAGAUCGGCAAGAGGAGACUGUUUUUUAGGGGUGACGCAUUUCUUGAAUCGUAUAUUGACGGUCUGGCGAGAACUCAGGGGCCUUUGGUGGGUGGUGGAACCACCGAAGAUGAAGAUGUCGAUAGCAACUUGGUUCAAAAUAACAAGAAAAAGUUUCAAGACGAUGGAGAUGAGUAUCCUGACGGACGAGACUUCAAACUCAUUCAUCUAUCACAAGACGAAGACGAUUACGAAUCUAGCAGUGGAUCACUGAGAUCCGGUUCCGGUGAUGCGGCUAGUUGUGAUAUUGGAUUGCUCGAACGUCUCAUCCGGAGUCACCCAAUUUGGUUUCUUCCAGGUAUACAGCGAGCCGGCGCAUUCCAUUUGUUACAGGGCAAAGACGACGGAAAUUUUGUUGUACGACAAUCCAGCCAGACUGGUACAAUGGCAAUUUCUGUUCGACUGCCCAGUGGAAAAGGACCUUACAUAGAGCACUAUCUAAUCCAAGCGACGUCAGAUAACCGAUUGGCUUUGGAAAGUUCGGACAACAAGUUCGAUAGCAUACCUAUGUUAAUUGCUCAUUACGCUCAAUGCUGUGACGAAUUACCCGUACAGCUUAUGUUACCAAAAGCCAUACAAGAAGCUAAGAAUCGACAACAACUCUCUUCUUUAGCUUUACUUGGUCAAGAAUUUUGGCGGUAUCCCAUGGCUAAUUCAGGAUUUUCUUUGUCGAUAGUAAAUUCGCCUAAUGACGAAUCCACUAAAAGAACAUUGAAUACUUCCAUUCCAAGUAGCGCUGCAAAUAGUCAAUCUAGUAGUCUUAGUAGUUUUAGCAGUGGUAACAAUAAUCAAGAAUCUGGUUCCAUAGAAAAUCAAUUAUCAAUUGAAGAACUAUCUACCAGUCCAGCAGAAAGUUCACAGCAGACAAAUGGUGUUAUGACAACUUUUAAAAAUUCUUAUAAAGAUGGAACUGUCUCCUCGUCUGAUAAUUUAACUGGAGUAUUGCUACCAAGUGGAAGAACUCGGCCAACACCUCCAAAUACCCUGAAUUUGAAGUCCUCUAAUACUCCUAAUACUGUAGACAAUAUUUCUUCUCUACAUGUGGCCAAAACUCCUCCACCACCUCCUCCACGUUGGGCUAAACCAGUUACUGGCCAACAAAACUUCACUGUGACUACUACUGUUACAUUUAACUUGCAUAAAGAAACAUCUCCUUCGCCAUUAUCAUUACUACCAUCUGGACCAAUAUCAAAAUCGACUGAUGAUAGUGAAAUUAUGCCUCCAAUCAAAAGCCCACCAGGAUCUGAUAUAAUGUCUCCCAUUUCAGAUACUGGGGGUGUAAUCCGUUCUGGUCGUCGUACCAAAAAAAAUAGAAUCAAGCAAUCUAGACAUUAUAGAGAAAGCGACAUCUUAGAAACCACUAGUGUAUACCAUAGAAGUGCUUUUGCUGACAAAGCUAGUGAUUAUGAAGAUGUAUGGGGUCCAGAUUCAUCGUUAUCAACAUUUAAAACCCCUACAUCAUCUGUUCAUAGUAAUAAUGAUACUUAUAAGAAAUAUGCUCCAAAUAUAGAGACCGACAUGCCACCAGACAUCCUGGAACAAACAGCAAAUGUUCAAAACAAUCCUAAAAAUACAUUGGGAUUGGUUUUACAACAAAGCCAGAAUACUGAUCUCCCAUCAAUAACUGAUAGUAUGACUAGUUUGUUAUCACCAGGAACUCCAGAAAUAAAAUCUCCCUCUCCUGAGGAUGACCUUCCAAAAGCCAAGCAAGGUAGCCCAUUUUAUGCUGAACCUGCUGAUGCUAUUAAACAGGCGGCUUUCUUGAGACGUAAAUCAAAACCAUCAAUAUCAAACAAUCGAAAUAGACAUUCAGAGCCAAGUUUCCUCCAUCAAUGGCCUGUAUUGGUUGGUUGUAGUCAAUUGCCUCGUAUUGAUUCUAAAGAAGAGUUAUUAUCCCCUAAUGGAAAUUAUUCAACCAACCAAGCAUUUUCAUCAUCUGUAGAUAAUAUACCAUUACUAAGGAAUUCUAAAAGAGAACAAUUAAAAACUGGUAAACCUGUGGACACACCAAAAAUUGGUGGCCCACCUAAACGUGGUCAGGAUGGACCAUGGGCUGUAGAUUCUAGCUGGGAAUUUAUAGGAAAGGAUAAUGAAAUAUCUGCUACUACACCUUUAGAUAAUGAUCAAACAACUUCUGCUGAUCAAAUACCAAGUGAUAUUCCAAGAGAAAUUUCUGGAUCCAAAGGACCUACUAUUCAAGAAAUUAUAUUACAGAGGUUACCUCAUUUGAGCUUGUAUAUCAAAGAACCUAGUUCCCUUUCAUGUAAUUAUGGAAAUAAUCCAUCUCAAAAUUACUUAUCUACUGAUAAUAUCAACAAUAAUUCACUGAACUUAAGUGGCUUUAGUAAUCUUUCCUUAUUAUCUCAAAAUAGUGAUGAUGAUGCAAAAACUGAAUUUUCUGAGCCCUGGGAUAGUUCUAGAUGGGAAAAUUUAUUACCUGCUUCUUCAAAUAAAGAACAAAGUACCAACAAUAUCAAACAAUUAGUUAAUCGCAACAAAAGUUUCUCAGAACGUUUGGAUCCUCUCUUAGCUGCUCCUCGAAUCCAAGCUCUUGCGAAAAGCCGUUUAAUGGCCCAAACUGGUACUGGCUCUUCAACUAGAGAAUAUGCCUUACAGUUGGCUGCUGAUAAAUCUACAGUGUUUGCUCAGUCUAUUGAUAACUUUAUAUGUUGUACAGUUGAAUCUAAAGAAACUAAUCCAUCUGUCGUUAUGAGGAAUGUUCGACAAUUUAUGUCUGGCAUGAAGAAUUACUUAUUAAAACAUGGAGAAAAAGAGUUUCAAAAAGUAGUUGAGAAAGAAAGAAGUCAGUUGAAACCUACCGAAUUUUUAAAUCUCGAUGUUAUAUUAGAAGGUGUAUUGAAUCGAUUAGUGCUUAAAGAACUUCGGCAACAUUUAUAUAGUUUAUUAGUAGAUGAGUAUGUGAAUAAUGGUUCUAUACCAUCAAUGGUAGAAAAUAUUCAUUUUGCCAAGUCAAAAACUUUGCAAGACUUUGCUGUUAGAGAAAAUUUAAACCCACCCUGUGAAAGUGAUCUACAAAAAAUUUCUGAAUGUUUUAAACGUUUACAAAAUGCUUUCCUACCAUUAGAAAAACUAGAACACCUUUUAUCAGCCAUGGCUCUUAUAUUUAAUGCUAUAAAAAUACAAAAUAGAAAUGCAGAUACUAUCUUAGGUGCUGAUGAUUUCCUACCUUUACUAGUGUGGGUACUAGUCCAAUGCAAUGUACUAACAGCGGAAUUGGAAGCUGAGUACAUGUGGGGCCUAUUACACCCAUCAUUAAUUCCUGGAGAAGGAGGAUAUUAUCUUACUGCAUUAUGCGGGGCAGUACAUGUUUUAAAAAGUUACAAAUCAUCAAUGGAAGCUGGGACUACCAAUGGCAUUAAAACAUCAGGCUCUGAUAAUACAAUAAUUUAUGAUCCAUUAAGUGAACUAAAGUCAGUACUUAAAGUUGUUGUACCUGAUGAAACUAAUGGUUCUCUUUUGACUAAAACACUACCAGUAAGACCUCAUAUGACCACACGAGAUGUGUGUAAAAUCAUAGCUCAUAAACUACGUAUAACUAAUCCACAAGACUACUCCUUAUUCAAAUUGGUUAAUGGACAAGAGUUUUUAUUGUCAGAAACUGAUUGUCCUCAAGACAUAAAAAGCAUGAACACAGCAAGUGGAACCCAUUGUUUGUUUGCAUACAAGCGUAUUGAUGCUAAAAUAGCUUGGCCACAUUCACCUUCAUCAUAAAAUUUAACUAUUUAGAAUUAUAUUUUAGUGAUUUCAAUUUUCAAAAUUACUUUUUAUUAAAGUUUUUUGUAUUUUAUUUAAAAUACAUAUAUUAUUACAUACAUAUAUUCAUAAAAUAUUGUAUACAAAAGAAUUGUGAUUUGAUCCCUAACCCUAAUGUAAAAAAAUCUUGCAUAGACUUUAUAAUCCUAAAAACUAGUCAUAAAAUUAGUUUGUAAAACAGCAUAAUUUCAAAAAAUGUAUAUAUAUAUAUAUAUAUAAUAAUGUAGAGUGUAAUCUUAUUAAUAUUUAUUAUUUUAGCUACGAUAAUUAUAUUAUAUAUUUAUACAUAUAAAUGUAUCAUAAUAUUUUUUUAUAAUUUGGACGUUAUGUUUGUUUUCAUGUUGUCAACAAUUUUUUUUAUUACUUAAAUAUUUAUAAUUUUUUUAAGGUAAUCUAUUAUGUGUAUAACUUAUACUAAAAAUCUAUAAUAUUGGGCUAAUGACUGAUAAACCCAUUUACAUGUAAAAAUAAAUACUUGUGAAAGCAGUACAUAAAUGAAUUUUCAUGUAUUGUCAUACUUUGUCAUUUUGUUCUUUUUUGUACUUUUAAUAAACAGUAACUAAAAUAUA